AUGCAACGCGAACUCGCCUGUGAACAGCCCUUUUCUGAAAGUAAAGUGGUUGCAGCCAUACCAGGCAGCCCUGACCAAACUGUGGACCUUCUCAAAAGAUUGACCAAAACCGAGAAGGAGAUACUGUCCCUAAAGACCCGGAUAGCCUGUGAAAGAGCAUCAUGGGAGAGGAGGUUUACAGAGCUACAAAGAAAACAGGAAGAGCUGUACAGCCAGCUGCUCUCAGAAGCUGGAGUGUCAGUCAAAGUGGGCAGUUAUGAGGAGCUCGGAGAACCAGGAGUGGACAAUGGAGAAGUAUUUGUGGCAUGUUCAGGCAGUCUGUCAAGAUGUUCUUACCAUCACAGAGAAUGUGAGGCGUCAUCACGAGGUGACCCUUAUUGGAGCAGUUUGUCAGGAAGCCGGGCAUCUUUAUUAUCUGGGCAGAGCUCCAGGCCUGCUUCAUCUUCAUCUUCUUCAGCCAACAGCGUUAGAUCUUGGAAAGCGUCCAGAGGGCCACACAGGGCUUUUGUCCCUCACUCACCCAUGGACCUCCAGCUGGGUCACAAGGUCAGAAUCAUGCUGCCCUCUGGACGGAUCAGCACAGGAAAGCUCCAUUUCCUGGGUCACCUGCAGGGGGAGGCAGAGCUCCAGCUUGGGGUGGAACUGCGGACACCUGAUCAUGAAAUGCAUGAUGGCAGCCACAUGGGACAUACUUACUUUGAAUGCAAACCUGGUUAUGGUGCCUUUGUACCAUUCAACAAACUACUGAUGGCCUGGGAAUGAUGCAGGAGAUGCUGUAUAUCAUGUAGAGCUGCCGCUUUGUAUCAACAAGACAUUCACAUCUCACAUCAACUCAUUAGUCGCAGUAUGAUCCAAAAAGAUAAACACAAAGUAAACUUAUGUGUGCAAUGUGUCUUCACAAACCUGUACGUGUUGAAUAAAGUUUAAACUUGUUACUCAUUCAUUCACAUAGCAUGUACAGAAUUACAUGUCCAAUAAAACUCAACAUAUUGAAUUAAAGAGGAACCCUGCUUUGGUUUAAUAAGCACUGUUUAAAAAAGCUCAUGUUAUUGUUGGAUUACCAGUGUAGGUUUCUAAAUAGCCUUGGCUCACUCCAGCACUUAAAGUGGAAGUUGUGUACUUUUAUUUUCGAUUCAGUUUUGAGGAAUGCGUAAUCCAACAUGUCCAGACAUAACUGUUCAGAUGACGCCAUACAUGGACACGCUCAGAACAAUGUUCUUUUGCACGUGUGUGUGAUUUGUUCCAGCUUGCAAUGUAAACUGCAGAGUCGCAACAUUUUUUUGGAGUUUAAAUCCCUUUGGCUGUCCUUAACCUUUGAGAAACUCAUACCAUUGUAAGUAGACAAGUAUAUACAAAGGAGUCGUGUUUCUGAAAAUUACAGGAUAGUUUAAAUUUCAGUUAAAAUGGAAUGAUAAAAAGUACACAUUUAGGUAUAGGCACUAGAUUAUAGUUGUAUUACACUUAUAACUAGAGCACCGCGCUCGUAGAGCACGUAGCUCAUAGAGUCCUAUUAGAAGUGGCUUCUCAUAAGCUAAAAUAUAAUAUAAAAUAUAUAUCAAAUGGGCUUUUCAAUAUUGAAAUCAAAUAUCCGCUAAAUCCGCAAUACGGAUCAGAAGUGGACCAAACUCAGCCUAUUCAUUGAGAGUGCC
Messenger RNA from Thalassophryne amazonica, 1649 nucleotides. Its product is annotated as CAP-Gly domain-containing linker protein 2. NCBI's taxonomy places the organism in Eukaryota, Metazoa, Chordata, Actinopteri, Batrachoidiformes, Batrachoididae. The coding region runs from base 1 to 762 and encodes 253 amino acids. The record is from RefSeq and is a predicted model, not a curated record. The transcript has 6 exons.